Messenger RNA from Etheostoma cragini (Arkansas darter), 3108 nucleotides. RefSeq lists its product as uncharacterized. The transcript has 4 exons. NCBI's taxonomy places the organism in Eukaryota, Metazoa, Chordata, Actinopteri, Perciformes, Percidae. Bases 358 to 2955 code for a protein of 865 amino acids. The record is from RefSeq and is a predicted model, not a curated record. Gene Ontology annotation, molecular function: 3'-5'-RNA exonuclease activity.
AGCUAGCUAGGGCUAGUAGACUGACCAAAACGAAUGGCAAACGCCAACCUCAGUAGUAGACCCACAAUGCAUUUCACAUAUCCUCUGUGAUUGGUGGAGACCUCGAGAACAGCCCGCCUUCUGUGAAACUAUCCAAUUACCGAACAGAGCCCACUGUUUAGCGUCCACCACGCUUUGUGUUGUGAGGUUGAGAAACGAAGAAUUGUCGAGGCUGUGUAACGUUACUUACUAGGAUAGGAGUUACUUUUCCUACAGAGCUUCAGUAUCCUUGUAAAGCUAUUCCAAGGGGAGGCAUUUUUUCUGCAGGGGUACAUUCUACAGGACCACACUGAAAUCUCUUUUUUAAAACAGCACUCGAUGGAGGAGAGCCAAGAUUUCUCACUUUGUGGUAAAGCGGCUGUAACUGAAAAUAAUUUGAGAGAUGAGUACUAUUGGAAGCUUGUUGCAGACUUCAUUGGUGCUCAAUCGGGAGAAGGACUGGAGCUGGAAAAGGCACCAUGCAGGAACAGAGUUUUGAUUCAAGUAGGACUUAUGAGAGAGGAAAAUAAUUUCCCGUGGCUUGCCGUUUUAGAUUGGCUUAAGAAAACCUUCCCCAGUCAUCAGUCAGCAGACUUUCGUCGUUUGAUUGAAAGAGGCAUCGCGACAACCUUGAGUCUGGGAAGUAUCGCGAGGCGGACUUUCCUGGAGUCAGACGUCAACUUUAACUUUGUUGGCCCAAUAUGUGAUAGCAUCGGGGUUGAACGACAACAUCUUUUGGAAAUGAGGGAUUUUUCAGAGCGAGCGCAGUCAAUCGAAGUCACAAACGGUUUGAUUCUCGAGUUAUGCAACUUUGUCACCAGGGAGCGAAUUGCGCCAGUUGUUCUAGUUACUUGGCUUAAGAACUUCAACCCUGAGUAUUGUAAGAAUGGGGACAUUCAAAAGGCAUAUAAAGUCCUUAGAACCAAGAUAAAAAAGUUAAAACAGUAUUGUCGCAAUUAUGAAACGAGGAGUCACAGGAGAAAUGCAGUGAUGGAAAAUGUGCUUCAAAGUCCAUUUGAACUGGUGCGGAAAAAAAUGCCACGAUUAAUUGCAAAGAAACGCAUUAAAAAAGACGACACAAUAAAUUAUGAAAAAGUUACAAUCAAGCAGGAGUACGAGAGCUAUGAAAUCAUGCAAGAUGAGGAGCCUGAGAUGAACAGACUGAAAGACGUCUCAAUGCGCGAUGAAAGUGAUGAGGAUUUAGAUGAAUCCAAGAGUGAAGAUGAAACCUCAGUUAACAAACAAGAGGCUCUGACUCUACUUGACAUUGCAAUGGUGUCCGUCCAAAAGAUGUCAGGAGUGUACGGUGGAAAAAACAAAGCGUGUAAGCAAGUUUGCUUAGAUCUCCUCAAAAAUCAGUAUGCUCUUACAUGCAGGGAGCAUCCAGCCAUGUUAGAAUUUGAGAGAAAACUAGACACAUUCAGUGAAGACAUUUCACUUGUUUAUCCCGCAGUGUUUUUAAACUGCAACGCCAACUUCCUCGUUGACAUUUAUGAUGCCGUGGAGAAGCAGAUUAUGAACUUUGAAAGAGAGAUAAUUCUGUCGAUGGGAGAGAAACUGGGCCGCGACAAGCUUCCAAAGUUCAAGAACUUUGUGAAUAUGUCAGAGAGCGCCACUUCGCGCUACAUCCACAUGGCUUGUGAUAUCUUAAGCCCGAGCACCUGUGCCACGCAAAACUACAGGAAACACUGGGAAGCAUUUUGUGAGGAAAAAAAUAAUCCAUCCAGACUUACGCCAAACCAGUCUAACCGAUUCAAAAACUAUUUUGAAGCUGCAGCAGGUCUUAUCCACCAUCACAAAGAGAUGGCUCUUUUCUUCUCUGAUUUGCUGUCGAUGGACAACGACAAAUGCCCAAACAUUAUUCUGGAGUGUGUUGCCACUGAUGCUAAUGAUUCUGUGAUACAGAGCCUUGUAUGCGUUCUUGCCAUUGUCUACUGCAAAAUCGUCGGCCCUUACUGGCAGCUUCUGAAAAGCGGAGGAGAGUACUCCCUCUUCAGCCAGUACAUACUCUGUCUCUACCAAAAGUACCUUGAUUGGUCCAAAGAUCCUUCAACACUGCUGGAACCUGAAGGGGCCACAAAUGUUUUUCUGCAGUUCCCGUUGCAGGAAAAAACCUUUCAUGGAGUGUUUCAUUUCUGUGGCCAGUGGCGCACAAAUAGAGACCUAAUCAGAGCGUGCUUGAAGAGGAUAAUAAAGGUGAUUGCAGCGGUCACUGAGGAACACCUGAAGGAUUUCCUUCCAGGGGGACCAUUUUCUCAAGUUCCUUCACCUGAUUUGAGCUUAAAACUUGUAAAUUGCACAUUCUCUGUCUUGAUGGCAGAACAUCCCUCCAGCCACGCGGAUCCUUACAAGAAGGAAAUAUCUCCAAAGUCCUCCAAACGCUCUUACAAGAGCUUGGACAACUCUCAGGAAGACGAUGACCGAUCUGGCUUAUCUGAUGAUGUUGGCUCUGAUGAAUCUUCCGGUUGGCAUGCGAAGAAGAAUACACACACUGGCCAAAAAGAGGACUACAGUCCUCAGAUGAAGAAAGGUAUCAGUAUUAAAAAAGAAAAGGUACCAAAGGUGCACGAAGAGCUUGAGGAGAACAUGGAUAGGGAUUACAUAAUCGCCACAGUGAACAGGAACGGAGGGCCAUGCAAGUCACAGCAGGAUGUCGACAAAAUGCUGCUGCGUUUUGAUGGAAAGCCCAGAGCGGAAAAACGGGAAGCGAUGCGUUGUGAAAUCUUGUACCAUAAAAUGAUACUAAACAACCCAGACCCAAACUUGUGUUGUGAUUUUCACAACAGCACACAAAUGGUGUUAAAGCUGAAGCUUGCACUUCCUCGUGUUAAACCUGGGUACUCUCUUGUUUGGGCGCCUAGAAAGACCAAAACAAAGCCUGUGUUCCAAGACGCAACAGAUGCUGCCACUGGUUACGGUGAAAACAGCUACCCAUGACAAUGGGUGCAAUGUGACUUCCUCAUAUGAUUUUUCAUUUACAAACCAAUCAAAAAUACACACAAUGACCUCAGUAUUUCCACACAAAUGCAAUAAUGUAUAACUCUGUCCCAGAUGUAGCGGUUGUGUGUUACGGUGCUUGCACACCCAGCA